GUGCGGACGCACAGCCGCGCUAUCUGCCGUUUUCCAACCGCACAUCCAACACGCCGACUGACAACGUCUUUGUGCGUCUCGCAGGGCUGAACGCGACCCCCAGGUGUCACGUUUCAGAGGGAGACAACAAUAGAGGAGAAGUCACCGGCCGAACCGCACUCCAGGCAGCAGAUGCGCGGCAGGAAGGACAUCAGCUCCACAGAGAAAAGACAAUCAUGGCAGUGAACGUUCCUGGACUGGUGGCCGUGGUGGUUUUCUAUAUUGUCAUCCUGGUCAUUGGAAUCUGGGCAUCUCGGAAAUCCAAGAAGGUGGAGAAGACAUGUGCUGGCACUAAGAGCGAAGUUACCAUCAUCGGUGGGCGCAACAUCAGUGUCCUGGUGGGAGUUUUCACCAUGACAGCAACAUGGGUUGGUGGAGGUUACAUUAUGGGAACUGCUGAGGCUGUUUACUCUCCUUCUCAAGGUCUCAUCUGGGCUAUUGGACCUCCUGCAUAUCUUAUCAAUUUUCUUCUUGGGGGAUUAUUUUUUGCAAAACCUAUGAGGUCAAAGCGCUACGUGACCAUGUUGGACCCGUUUGAGCAUCGCUAUGGCAGCAUGUUCACUGCAACCCUACUGAUUCCCGCUUUGGUCAGUGAUAUUUUGUGGGUUGCCUGCAUCCUUGCUGCUCUGGGAGGAACGAUGAGCAUAAUUCUCGGGCUUUCGUCUGCUCUCUCCAUCAUUAUCUCGGCAGCUGUCUCCAUCAUCUACACAUUAUUAGGGGGCCUCUACUCUGUGGCAUAUACCGAUAUCAUCCAGCUUUCCUUCAUCUUUGUCAGCCUGUGGCUCUGUAUUCCUUUUUUGGUACUCAGUCCUGCAGUAACCGACUUGUCACAUAUAGUCCACCUCAACCAAACGAAUGGAAACUCAUGGAUCGGGGAGUUGAAGCUGGCAGAUGCAGGGAAAUGGGUGGAUGAGAUGCUGCUAUUGGCUUUAGGGGGGCUGGCCUAUCAAGCUCUGUACCAGAGGAUCCUCUCCGCAGCCUCGUCUGCUCAGGCCCAGGUCACCUGCUUUGUUGCUGCCGUGACAGCUUUUGUUAUGGGAAUCCCCUCUGUGGUGAUCGGAGCAGUGGCUGCCUCUGCAGACUGGAACCAGACAGCGUAUGGUCUACCCCCUCCUUUUGAACGAGGGGAGGCAGGGAAGAUCCUGCCACUGGCUCUGCACUACCUCACACCCACCUGGUUGUCAGUGUUAGGCAUUGGUUCUGUGGCGGCAGCAGUUAUGUCCUCCAUGGACUCUGUGCUGCUGUCCUCAGCAUCCAUGUUUACACAAAACAUAUACAAGACGACUUUCAGGAAGCAGGCCUCGCAGCGGGAGCUGCAGUGGGUGAUCCGGGUUAGCGUGCUGGUGGUGGGCCUGGCAGGAACAGGCCUGGCCUUUGGUGAUGACAGCGUGUUCAGUCUCUGGCUGAUAAGCGGGGACCUCCUCUACUGCGUGGUCCUCCCACAGCUCGUCUGCGUACUGCACUCCGCCAGUGCUAAUACCUACGGGGCCAUCAGUGGCUAUAUUCUGGGACUGCUGCUGCGCGGGGCGAGCGGGGAGCCGGUGCUUGGGAUCCCUCCUUUUAUUCUGUACCCCGGCUGGACGGAGGUGGACGGAGUUAUCACGCAGUACUUUCCCUUCAGGACUGUUGCCAUGCUUUCCUCUGUGAUAUGUAUUAUUUCAGUGUCCUUGCUGGUGAACCUAGGCUUCUGUCACCAAGUAAUUCCUCAGUCCUGGGAUAUACUGGGUGUGUUUGAUGAGAAAAAAGAGGCAGAGGGGGAGGUAAUACCUGUUCCUCAGGGGGAGAAGAACAGUAUCCUUUCUACAAAAUUAUAGGCUUAACUUAAGUACAACCUCAGCCAAAGUAUACCCGAACCUCUUUUUAUGCAAAUUCUUACCAACCUUCUUCUGCACAGACUAUUUACGCACACUCUUACAUGUACUGUAUAUUAAACACAUUAAUAGUGAAUUAUAGGCUUUAUAUGCACCAAACUUUGACCAGCAGUAUGUGGGAAGGGAUUCGGGGGAGGCAGAGUUUAGACGUGCUGGGUGCCUCUUUUUAACAGAACAGGAUUAAAGACACAUAUUAAGACCUCAAGAUUCUGACUUUAACAUCAGAAGUCAAGUUUUUUCCACAUCGUUCUAAACCUCAUAAAAAUGAACCUUUUUCCUAAAUUGUCAGCCCCCGGCAACAAACAUUUUCGUAGUUUCUUAAUCUACUCCCCUCCGUUCAAACCUUUUCAGUAAAUUAAGUUAAGCCCAGGUGGAGUUAUUUUUCAAUCGUGUGAUCAUUGUUGUACUUUCUAAGAAAUUCCGCCUCUUUGCAUUUAUGAAGCACUGAGGGGACAAAGCAAUGCUUUUAGAGAUGCAAUACUUGAGAUGCUGAGGUUGAGGAUACCUCCAAAACAAAAACAAAAAGUCCAGCAGGACUUGCCUGCUUGUGGAAAUGUUUAUUAUGUUUUAAAGGGAUCAUCGCUGAAGGACCUUCAAGAUAUAGAACUGCUAUUUUUUAGAUGUUUUGUGAUUGCAAGUGUUCAUAAAAACAAAACCUCAUAAGUUUGUUAUCUUUGCAUCUGAUGAGAUUU
This is a messenger RNA of Epinephelus moara (kelp grouper), 2602 nucleotides long. RefSeq names its product high-affinity choline transporter 1-like. Gene Ontology annotation, cellular component: plasma membrane. Gene Ontology annotation, molecular function: choline:sodium symporter activity. The transcript is spliced from 9 exons. Gene Ontology annotation, biological process: choline transport; acetylcholine biosynthetic process; transmembrane transport. The record is from RefSeq and is a predicted model, not a curated record. NCBI's taxonomy places the organism in Eukaryota, Metazoa, Chordata, Actinopteri, Perciformes, Serranidae. Bases 216 to 1853 code for a protein of 545 amino acids.